GAGAUCAUCGAAGAGUUCUUGGAAGGUCUUUUAGACGGUUUCCGCAUGGCCGGCGUGGGCCACCGGGCCGCCGAGGCUCCAGCGCUACCGCCGCUGCAGGACCCUGGAAAUUGGCUCGACCUGGAUGCGGUGCCAAAGGCUGGCGCAAGUUUCGAGAGCAAGAAAAAAUUGCAGAAUCUGCUGUCCCGCAAGUCUCCAUCGCCUUCCCGCGGUCCGGCCACGGACGACGAUGCGCUGUCGGUGUCCUUGCGCCGGCACGCGCUGCGGGCAUUCUUAGAAGAGACCUGUGGAACCGUGGCGAAUGCCUUUGACAUCAUGGCAGGUUUGGCCUUGAAAGCCUCCAUGGGUGGCAGCGGUACCUGUGAUGAUCGGCUGCACUUCACCUUCCAUGAGGAGGACUUCCACUUGUCUCUGACACAUUUGGGCUAUGGGCUCGGUGCUAAGGAGCCUUGGUGGUCCGCUCUCUUCGCCGCCACGGAUGUGGAUGAAGACGGCGUGGUGUCCUUGCAGGACAUGUACGACGCACUGGUCCUGGCUUUGCCGAAUGACAAGGAGGCGCCCCAGGUCUUUUUCACCGAGCCGCACCAGAAAAACACCUGGUUGCGCGAGAGGUCGGAGCCAUCUGCACUGCAACGUCUUUCAUCGCCACAGCGAGAAAAAGAUGACAAGCCUGAGUUGGCUUUGGAGCGUGCCUUGUCCCAGUUUAUCAUGGAGGAAUAUCCAGAGGAGCUGCUCGAAACGGCUGAAGCCGUUCCUCCGCAAGAGGAGCCAUCUGCGCCGACAGCGCCGCCGACCCCUGCCAGGUUUCCACCAGCCACGGUGGCGCCGCCCGUUGCAGCCGCUGAACCACCGGGCAAAUUGACGUUGCAACUGGCGCCUGAACGACGCAUGACUGACUCUGAGAGCUGGGAACAACUCUGGGAGCAACUUCGGCUUCGAGGUUGGACCAUCGUUCUGGGACCUCGUGGGGACCGCUAUUGGCUGCCGCCUGGGGUGAAGCGAGAGUGGCCAUGGCAGAAUCGCAAGGAUUACUUCGAUUCCAAGAAACAGGUGCCAUCGCUAUUGAAUGCUAGAGGUAAAUGUGCCAUUAGCUGGAUCGAUUCCAUAGUUAUUUAUGUUAGUUUGAAACAUCGCUGGAAAAUCCCUCAUUUACCCUCUGGCAAACUAACAUAA
Molecule: messenger RNA, 1173 nt
Organism: Cladocopium goreaui
Lineage: Eukaryota; Dinophyceae; Suessiales; Symbiodiniaceae
Source: the annotation of a GenBank genome assembly